This is a messenger RNA of Cottoperca gobio, 1726 nucleotides long. RefSeq names its product CDGSH iron sulfur domain 2 (gene cisd2). Gene Ontology annotation, molecular function: 2 iron, 2 sulfur cluster binding. Gene Ontology annotation, biological process: regulation of autophagy; autophagy of mitochondrion. Gene Ontology annotation, cellular component: intracellular membrane-bounded organelle; mitochondrial outer membrane. Bases 124 to 531 code for a protein of 135 amino acids. The transcript is spliced from 3 exons. Lineage: Eukaryota; Metazoa; Chordata; Actinopteri; Perciformes; Bovichtidae. The record is from RefSeq and is a predicted model, not a curated record.
UGUUUCCGCUGUAAGAGUUUACGUCCGGUGACACGCUGCGCUCAGAAAUAAACGUAAUGACAUAAACGAGCCCCAGGAACUACUGAAGUCAAAGACAAACCCUGACACAUUGAACAAUUCAAGAUGGUUUUAGAAUCUGUUUCAAGGAUAAUAAAAGUCCAGCUUCCAGCUUACCUCAAGAGGCUUCCGCUUCCGGAGACGAUCGGAGGAUUUGCGAGGUUAACAGUGUCCGAGUGGCUCCGGUUGCUGCCUCUCCUGGGUAUCCUGGCUUUGCUUGGAUAUCUGACCAUUCGCCCGUUCCUGCCUAAGAGGAAGAAGCAGAGAGACAGCCUGAUCAACCUGAAGAUCCAGAAAGAGAACCCAAAAGUGGUCAACGAGAUAGACAUCGAGGACCUGAACAGCGCAAAUGUGUGUUACUGUCGCUGCUGGCGCUCCAAAACCUUUCCUGUUUGUGACAAGUCGCACUUAAAGCACAAUGAGCUUACUGGAGACAACGUGGGACCGCUCAUUCUCAAAAAGAAGAUACUAUAAUUGGCCACUGAUGGGAGUUUUCCUCUCACCUCCCCAGUCUUUAGUUUUUAUUUCUUAAGUUUGUUUAUUCUUUAUUUCUUUUACAAAAGUCUCACCUUGUUGUCAUGUUUCUCCAAGAUAUGAUCUUUAUUUGAAGUGUUUCUAAUACACCUAAAAAUAUAAAAUGCCACAGGAAACGGUGUUUUAGGUUCUUUACGUUACAUUGUGCCGUUAGGAAGCGGUUUCUUCUUUCUCUUUUUGAAAAGGCUUUUGUUUAUCGUUUACUUUCCUUGGUUAACAGAGCAGCCUUUUUAUACGACUGUAACUUAAAUUUAAGUCGUGACUUGCUCUUUUUGGAAUCCAUUGUUAAUCAUUGGGACCACUUUGAGAGGAAAACUUGAAACAUAAUUGUAGUGACUUCAUCUGAACCGUCAGGGUUACAGUUUUCCCCGGUUAAAUGGUUGUUUAAAUGAAACACUUAAAUACUAGUCGAACCCGUAAGGAACGUUUUUGUACUGUACGUCUUCAUUUUGGACAAUUCUUUGGUUUUACCAGCCAACCUUUUGUCUGUGUGCCAUCAUACUGUCCACUCUUUCAUGAUGUGAUGUAUUCUCUUAUAAGUUAUUGUGUGUAUGGGAGGCUAUUUGUUAUUCUUCACAUUUAUUUUGUUCAUGGCCUUUAAACAUUUGAGUUUUACAUUUUGCAUUAAACUCUGUUGCCAACAAACAUUUCAAACCACUGCACUGUUGAUGUUAUAACCUCCCUACCAUGUUGAGGUUUUAGAAAGUUAUUUGCUCUGUAAUGUUUUGUUUUCAAGCUUCUGUAUUUUCAUAAUGGCUGUAAAUAGUUGACCUGCUGGAAUAUACUUUCUUGAUUUAUCAGCAAUAUUGUAUACUUAAAUGGCUUAUAUCUUCACAAGUGUACCUCCACGACUGUCUGAGUGUCUAAUUUGUAAAAAGGAAUAGUCAGGAUGUUAAACUGGCAAACAGAACUGCAGCUUCAUUCCCUUCUUUCACUGUUACGACAGAGGAACACUUCCUGUCUCCUGGAGCUGAAAUAUAUUUAAAUGGCAUGAGGAGUACAUCACUUUCUUAUUCUCCUGCUACUCAUUUUUUUAAAGAGGUGCAUUCAGGGUCAUAAUUCUAUAGGAGUGCAUUAUGUUUUCGGAACUGUCGAGCCUCAAAGAGAAAUAAAAUACACUAAUGGCAUCAACUUU